CUGGUCUCUAAUUACUUUCCAAUUCUGUUUAACUACUGUCAGAUAUGAAGUUCUCAUCAUUGUUUGCCACUGCAAUUGCUGCAAGUUCAGCUUUGGUAUCUGCCUAUAAAGAAGAUCCUGUUGGAGGAGUUAAUACUAUUAACUUUUUCGUUGAUUAUUCCAUAAAGGAAUUACCUGAAGUUCAAGCUACUGAUGUUGCUGAUAUUCAUAAUACUGAAACUGUAUCUUUAUUUUAUACUGCUAAGAAUGAUGAAGAUUUCCCAGUUUUAAUUAUUGGUGUAGGAGGUUCAGUCAAUCAUCCAGUUACUGGAGAUAUUGUAUCUAAUUUUACUGUUGGACAACUUGGACCAAUUACUCUUGGACCAGGUGAAUCAGAAAGUUUUGAACAAAAAGUUUCUGUCAAUUUAGUUCCAGGUAAUUAUGUCAUUAACCCUCAAUUAUAUGUUGCUAUUGAUGAACAAGUUAGACUUAUUCCAAUUAGAGGUCAAGUAGUUACUGUUACUGAUUUUCCAAUUUCUUUCUUUAACCCUCAAUUAUUAUUCUUAGAAUUAAUUUUGAUUGCAUCUUUUGGAGGUUUAAUCUACUUUGGUUAUGAAAGUUACGGUAAACAAUAUUUUGCUGGUACUAGUCCUGUGGCUGCUGCUAAAAUUAAAAAGGCAUCAUCUCCAUCAAUUUCAACUGGUGCAGCUAAGCUCGAUGAAAGCUGGUUACCAGAAAGUCACUUGAAGCAAAAGAAAGCCAAAAAGGCUAAUUAAUUUGGUCUGACUAACUAAAAGGGCUAAUCCUUAUUUCACUUCAUUAACAUUAACUUUUUUAAUUCAUCCCUAUAUGUAUUUACUUUAGUUGACUACUACUAAUAAACAGUUAUAUUGUAUACUAUA
Molecule: messenger RNA, 881 nt
Organism: Scheffersomyces amazonensis
Lineage: Eukaryota; Fungi; Ascomycota; Pichiomycetes; Serinales; Debaryomycetaceae
Exons: 1
Coding region: 45-755 (236 amino acids)
Cellular component (GO): endoplasmic reticulum membrane; endoplasmic reticulum
Source: RefSeq, a predicted model, not a curated record